AUGAAACAGGUUGUAGGAAGCCCAUUCUGGGGCUUAGGAAAAGAUGAUUGUGUCGGCGAGGACGAAAUCAUCAGGGAUGUGGCCAAGGCAAGCCUGAACUACGCCGACAAGCCUAUGAAAAGCAUCGAGUUCAACGCAAAGAAGAGGUCCAACGCAAGAAAUGGCAUAUACGAGAAACUCCAUCAACUCCUUCAUCUGCGUGUCAGGGCCUACAUUCAUGCCAUUGUUGAGAAGCUCUUGGACAAAAGCAUACCGCUUAAGUUUCAUUUCCUAAACAACAACUGUCAGAGGUUCUGCGACGCCAUAAUCGACCGCAACGUCUUCGGCAGCUUCAUGAUCUACGCCCGAAAGUGUCAGGAGAAGAAGCAUUGCUCAUCACCGGUUCUUUACCUGCUGAGCUUCGUCAGCCGGAUCGGCUGUCAUGAUGGAUUUCCCAGAAGGGUGGUUCCGUCAUCGAGAGCGACAGCGGCGAAUGGUCACACGGAGGAGUUUCUUCUCCGCUUUCGUCGAUUCGACCACCACAACGAGACCGACAUAAUCGACAGCCUGGUAGAGUACUGGACCGACUGGGGAGGGUUUCCGGAGCCCGUAUUUCGGCAGCAAAGCCUCUUCCCAUGGGAUUGCACCGAGGCACGAAUACAAGAGGAGGAGGCGGAACGGCCCCAAGUGAAGUGCGGAAAAUGCAGCCUGGCAAAGCACCUUUGGGCAUUCCCAUUUGACGCAUGGUCCGUGGCCCAGCUUCAUAUCUUCCGGGAGCGUCGAUACUAUGCGCUCCCGUCAAGCAUCCCUGGCGACGACAACAUCGUCCGCACUCAGAUUGGUUACAGGGAGUGGAUGCACAACAGACUGAGCGUGCUGGAGGCAGUCCAGGUCCUGGGACGCGUGGCGGUCGCGAUGCGUCAAUCAGGCAUUUUCCGCAACAGUUGUCAAUGGAACUUUGAAGCUUGCGGCUUGGUGUUCCCCAACACGGCCCCUGCAAGGAGGUUAUCCCGCCGUCGCAAGAAGCUCCAGAAGCUUGCAAAGGAGAGGCGAGGUAGGCUUGUCAUCCAGCCAAGCAGCGCCAGCAUCGUCCACGAUCGCAUCAAGCUUGCCGGCAUCCACCGGGCCCAGCCCAUGGGCUACCACUACGACCAGGACAUGCUCCACGACUGCACACUGGCGGAUUGGGCCGACCUGGCCCACGAUGACCAGGUGGCGGCUUACACAGCGCUCCGCGACUAUCAGGCCGAGCACGUGGACGAGAUAAUUGCGGCAGCGAAACGGAGAUGGACGGAAACAUCGCAAUCCAGCGUCCAGAAUCGAACCCCCGGGUCCGGUACACGCUACCUCGACUGGCAAGAUCUGCUGGUCCCGGAAGGAUGUGAUGGGUCAGGGGCAGAAGUGAGCUUUCAAGCGGACGACAAAUCUAAAGCAGACGGUAAAUCAAAAGUGGACGACGCCAAGUGCGAUUGCGUGUGCGACCCUACAGCCUUGUCUGGUUUUGGCGUGGGAUGGGACUUCAGGGAGGGCCACAGCGGAUUCUCUGCCGACAUUGGCUAUGGGGGAUUCGAUGGAGGGGGAGGGGGAGGGGGAAUGGGCGGCGACAGCAGUCAUGGAGGCGGCAGCAUGAGCACCGGUGAUGGCGGCGGCGGCGGCGGCGGCGGCGGUAGUAGUGCUGGCGCCAACUAA
Messenger RNA from Colletotrichum higginsianum IMI 349063, 1668 nucleotides. RefSeq lists its product as uncharacterized. The record is from RefSeq and is a predicted model, not a curated record. NCBI's taxonomy places the organism in Eukaryota, Fungi, Ascomycota, Sordariomycetes, Glomerellales, Glomerellaceae. The coding region runs from base 1 to 1668 and encodes 555 amino acids. The transcript is spliced from 2 exons.